CAAAGCCAGUGAUGAUUUUACUGCAAUCUUCAGAGGUGAUAGCUUUUCACCAUGCAUGUCUUUAACAGAUGGAUAAAAGUAACUUCUGACUUAUUUAUCAGAUCACCCAACUUCACAAAGCCUUAAUUUUGAAUUUGAAAAUUUGGAGAGUUUCUUUUCUCUCUCUCUGUUUUGGGGUUGUGGCAAAGAGUGCCAAGGUUUUUUGUAAAGGGCAAUGGCAUCCUCAGUGAUGGUAUCUAUGUCUUCCUCAGUUUCAGCUCUGAGAAAUAGUAGUACUGUUCAAAACAACAGUAUUGUUCAGAGCUCCAAUGUUGUGCAGGCCUUCAGUGGCCUCAAGCCUACCAGUAGUGCUCUUACAUUACCUGCUCUCAGGAAGGAAAAAAAUUAUAGGAAGAUUGGUGGCUGUAGCACCAAAAUCUAUUGCAUGAAGACAUGGUCUCCAAUUGACAACAGGAAAUAUGAGACGUUAUCAUAUCUGCCUGCUCUCACAGAAGAAUCCAUUAUUAAGGAGAUCGAAUACAUAGUCGCAAAAGGGUGGAUUCCAUGCCUGGAAUUUGAUGCUGUGGGUAAAAUACACAGAGCAAAUUCUAAUUUCCCAGGAUACUAUGAUGGAAGGUUUUGGACUCUGUGGAAACUUCCCAUGUUUGGAUGCACAGAUGGUUCCCAGGUGUUAGCAGAGAUGGAUGAAUGCAAGAAGACUUUCCCCAAUUGUUAUAUACGUUGUUUGGGGUUUGACAACCAGAAACAAACACAAUGUGUUGCCUUCAUCGUUCACAAGCCUCAGCAAUGAAUUAACCAAAGGAAAAACUAAGAUGGGGACGAUUGAUAUUUGUUUAUUACUAAUAAAGCAGGUUGAAACCUAGACUAUAAAGAAUUGAAAACUUUGUUAGUCCUUAAGCAUUUAAUGCAUAAAAAACUUCUGUUUUGAAAAA
Molecule: messenger RNA, 932 nt
Organism: Cryptomeria japonica (Japanese cedar)
Lineage: Eukaryota; Viridiplantae; Streptophyta; Pinopsida; Cupressales; Cupressaceae
Product: ribulose bisphosphate carboxylase small subunit, chloroplastic 3
Exons: 3
Coding region: 215-790 (191 amino acids)
Source: RefSeq, a predicted model, not a curated record